AAGAAACUAGUUUAAGCUCAGGCCUUUCUAAGAGCUUAUCAGAACAAACUAAAGCUCAAGUUUUAAAUAGCCAAGAACCAAAAGCUUUAUCAACACAAAAAGCACAAGAAGCACAUAUAGUAACAGACUUAAAAGUCAGCAAAGCAUUAAACAAAAAAAAUACUGAUUCUGUAAAAAAUGAUGAUGCUUUGUUUACAUCUGCUGACAACACAUACACAGAAAUUAAAACUGAGACAGCUAAAAAAGAACCAACUGAAGAUACUCCAAAGGAACUAACCAAUUCCUUAAUAGAAAAUCAUUUCAUAGAUACCAACAUAAUAGAGAUACCAACAUAA
Molecule: messenger RNA, 335 nt
Organism: Cetraspora pellucida
Lineage: Eukaryota; Fungi; Glomeromycota; Glomeromycetes; Diversisporales; Gigasporaceae
Source: the annotation of a GenBank genome assembly